GCUGGUCCAAAAUGGCCAUAACAAUAAGCACCUAAUCAAAGACAACCACUUAUUCGCCCACUUCUCGACUUCGUCGAGGACCCUUCGGGGCCACCAGCUCUCAUCGUAAUGUAUCUCGAUGAUGAUUUACUAGUACUUUGAAGAACCGUGAAAGGCUCACAAAUGAGGAAAUAGUAUAUGUAGCGAGAGUGUUGAAAGCGUCAGCUGUUGCAUGGAGAUGGGUUGGUUGAUAGUGGCAUGUGCUGCAUACUACAAUAGUCAAACAUGAUGAAAUUAGACAUCGAACAAAGCAACAUCCUUGUGAACCACCACCAAUCCAACACCAACAUUCGAAAUAAAAAUGAUAAGCAAAGAAACCGCUUCACCGACAUCCACCUCGCCGGGUUCGGCAGCACGGUCGCCAAGAUCUCCCUGCGCACCCCACCGGGCGAUGAGAUUGGAAUACCAAUUUUCAGAAGUCCAGAAGCAAUGCCCCAGAUGAAAUGGGGCCCGGAGACAGAUACUUGGUCUUUUGACGCAACGGUACAAAUCAACCCCUUCUCACUAACCUUUUUAGUCGAGAAAGGGCUAAUUGAUAUGAACCACGUGGGUAAUGUCUGAAAGUCACUAAGUGAUGAAGAAAGGUGUAGUUCGUUUGUAAGAGAAGUAUUAUCAUUGCUUGUAGUGUGGUCGUAACGAUCGUUUCUAGCCAUAUGUCCUGUCCUGUCCUGUCCCAUUCCAGAUCCCA
This is a messenger RNA of Aspergillus eucalypticola CBS 122712, 727 nucleotides long. RefSeq lists its product as uncharacterized. The record is from RefSeq and is a predicted model, not a curated record. Gene Ontology annotation, biological process: protein phosphorylation. The transcript has a single exon. Bases 265 to 600 code for a protein of 111 amino acids. Gene Ontology annotation, molecular function: protein kinase activity; ATP binding. Lineage: Eukaryota; Fungi; Ascomycota; Eurotiomycetes; Eurotiales; Aspergillaceae.